AUGACCAGCCACAGAGCCGCCACAACAGCCAGGAUGUGGGGGGAUGAGGAGGAUAGGAGGGAUGAAGAGGCUGAGGAGGACAAGGAGGACACAGGGGACAAGGGGAAUGGAGGAGGGAUUACGCUGAAGGCCGUCCACUCCAUUUGGUUGCCCAAAAACCCAGGCACAGGUGCAGCUUUAAUUGGCCCAGAAAUAGCCAAGGAUACUGGGCUGGAUCUAGCAGGGCGAGGAGAAGAGGGGGAAGGGAGCAUGAGUACCACCAGCGUCCCCAUGUCGGCUUCAGGCAGCAGCUUGCUUGCUCCAGAUGCGGCGGGUUACCGGCUCUUACUGGAGGAUUACCGGCUCAGUCUGUGCCAGGACGCUCCAGCAGUGUCCGACAGCCGAGCAGGAGCAGGAGGAGGCGGCGCAGGAGGAGGGCCGGACUUUUCACAGGCCCGUUUCUCCUCCUCGCUGCCCACCUACCUCCCUGUCCAGUGUCAGCUAAGUGGCGCUGACUCCGCCUUCUUCCUGCGGGAAGCCAAUCAGGAGGUCAUGCGGAACGGCAGCCUGUCGUCUCGCACUGAGCCCUUCUUCCUCCACCAGCUGGAGCCCGGCGUUGGUGCCCCGCCCUCCGUCAACUGCAGCUACGGCAACAUGAGCGCAGAGCAGCCAAUCCCCGUCGAGCUGCUUCAGGGCCCGCCUCCACAUCUCCUGCUGACUGCCAAUCAGGUGACCAUGAACUGGAAGGUCAAAGGUCAUGUGGUAAUGUCCAAAGUGGGGUCAACACGUCCCUGGAUACAGGUACUGUUCUACUUAGCGGGGCGGCGUUGGGAUGAGCCUGAUCCCCCUCCUCCAGCCCUUCUCCCCUGCAUCAGGGCCUUGGCCAUCCGCGACCCCAGCGAAGCAGCACCCUCGGUGGGCUGCCGACUCAUGGGCACCCCUGGCAUCUGCGUUGUCCGCCUGGAACUGCCCCCGGCUUGGUUUACUCCCACACAAGUCAGGAAAAGACCCCCUGAAAUAACUUUACCAUCAGUGGAUGUGUAUUACUCAAUCGUGCCAGUCGAGGGGGCUGGUCAAGAGUGUCCCCCCAUCGUUAACGAACCAUGGAGAGGUCAGAGUGCAAAUGUCGGGCCUCUCGGAGCCCUGGGUUUGGGGCUUGGAGGACAGUGGAGCCCCCUAGUGGAUGGAGGUCUUCAGGACAUGCAGAAAGCAGGCUCUGUGGCGCUGGUUAUGGGCCCAGUUUUGGCUAAAGGAGAGAAGCUGAGACUGGAUGAGAACGUGGAGGUUCUGGUGCCACCCAGCCCGGUUCGGCUCGGCAAGACAGUGGCCUUCGGCAUCUACAUGAAAACAUAUUCUAACGUGGAACAGUUUACACUGAGGGUGUGGUUCCAGUCAGGCAUCAAUUUCCUGUCCGUGAAGCCUAGCAACCUUGUUGCUUGGGAGAUCAAACAGGAAAUGGCACCAGGAAGCAGUUCACUAGCAGUGAUGUGCCAAAGGAAGGUUUCGACCAUGUCAGAGAGGUUGGAGGGUCAGUCUUACGAGGUGAUGCAGCUGGACUUCGAGGUGGAUAAUGUGAUCAACCUCGUGCCGACCCAGACGCUGCACUGGAACGUCGAGUACCCAGCAGGAGCGCAGACGGCUGCCGCGCGCACCGAGAAAGUCUCCCACCUCUACAUCAGCAACGCCGACAUACAGGGCAUCGUACCGCUGGCUGAGGACACGGAGGUGGUGAACACGGCCAUUCUUACAGGUCGCCGUGUCGCCGUACCCAUCAAACUGGUUACCGUGGAAACCGAUGGGCGGGUGAGGGAGGUGGACGACUCGGUUACCUGCAGCUCAGUAGACGUGGAUGUGGUCAAGAUUUCUCCAAGCUGCGACCAGGUUCUGGUGAACGGCAAGGAGAUGCGCGGCCGGCAGUCUUUGGCGGUGGACUUCUCCUACCUCCACCUGUCCGCCCAGCUUCAGCUCACCGUCUGGGUGCCCAAACUACCUUUGCAGAUCGACGUGUCAGACACUGAGCUGAGCCAGGUUAAAGGCUGGAGGGUGCCAAUCGUCACCAACAAGAGACCUACCAGGGACAGCGAGGAUGAUGAGGAUGAUGAGAAGAAGGGCAAAGGGUGCACUUUACAGUAUCAGUAUGCCUUGGUGCGGGUCCUGACGCAUUUUGUGGCAGAACCUUCUGACCCAGGAGGAGAGAUGGUCUACAUGUUGGGAGCUGACUGGCAAGCUGACAUCACUCACUUGGUGCUGGACCAGCUGAAGGUAGAGGAUCCUCGUAUUGCCAGACUUAUAGAUGGACGAAUCCUGAUGGGACGGGACUUGGGCAUCACCACUAUACAGGUGCUGUCGCCUCUGUCUGACUCCAUCCUGGCAGAGAAGACUGUGACUGUGUUGGAUGACAAAGUGACCAUCACAGAUCUGGGAGUCCAGCUGGUUGCGUCUCUGUCCCUCAGCAUGACACCGAGUCCUGGGAAUAACCAGGCGAUACAGCUAACCACGACGGCCACGGACCUGCUGCACACACCCAAACAGGAAGCAGUGAUCAGUGCAUGGAUCCAGUACAGUGACAGUUCAGUGACACCACUCGAUAUCUACGAUCCCAAGGACUUCCUCCUCUCUGCUGUCUCACUGGAUGAGAGCGUAAUCUCCACAACCAAUCAGGAGCAGCACUGGCCCAUUAUAGUGGCAGAGGGCGAGGGACAGGGUGCACUGGUUCGUGUGGAGAUGGUCAUCUCUGAGACCUGCCAGAAAUCAAAGAGGAAGAGCGUACUGGCAUCUGGAAUCGGCAAUGUGAUAGUAAAGUUUGGAGCAAAGAGCGAAGAAAGAGGAGUGAUGGGAGGAGGUGGACAGUUGGAUGGAGGGGGGAUGGACAACAGCACCAGCGAGCAGCGGACGAAAGCGGAGAAGGAGGGAGGAGAAUGGAAGUACAACAACGCGGCCGCUGACCGUGAGGAGGGAGCCAUGAGGAAGGUUAGCACAACAACCAAGACCACAGUGACAAAUCGUGCCUCAGGCGGUAAACCUGCAAAUGGAGGCAGUAGCAGCAGCCGGGGUGGAGGACCCAACCAAGCAGGGGACUAUAGUAGCUAUCCAGCCCAGGUGGAGGUACCUGGGACUGGGGAGAGCGACCUGUCCCAGACCCCUAGAGGCUUAUCAGACCUGGAGAUUGGGAUGUACGCUCUGCUGGGAGUGUUCUGUCUGGCAAUUCUUGUCUUCCUCAUCAACUGUGUCAGCUUUGCUUUCAGGUACCGUCACAAGCAGCUCCCAGUUCUGGAGGCGGGGGGCAACAUGAACCACGCCCAUGACUGGGUGUGGCUUGGCAACGAGGCUGACCUUUUAGCCGAUCACUCUGACCAAUGUCAGGGCCCUCUGGCAGAUGAGUGCACAACCAUCAUUGACCGGAACGAUGGAGGAUAUGAAGAGAAUAAAUACCUGCUGAAUGGAGCUGGUAACAGCUUGGUGAUGGGCAUGGGCACAAUCGGUGGUGGUGGCACAGGUGGACAUCGGGGCAUUGCUCAUGGACAAACAUUGCCCAGAUCCAUUCCUGAACCGCGGCAGUGCCUUUCAACAAUCCCCACCGGUGGCAAAGACGCUACCGGUCAAGCAGAGCCUCUCAAUAAUUCCCCCCGAGCCACCGCAGCAGCUGCAGUUGCAGCCGCCAAACGCAAACGCGUCAAGUUCACAUCUUUUGCCACUGUUCUGCCCAACGAUGAUUCUGGUGGGGGCGGCUCUUACACCAACUCCUCGGUCCUGGUGACCAACGGGAGCGAGGAUGACAUCAAGUGGGUGUGUCAGGAUAUGGACCUGGGCCAGUCGGAAAUCAGAACCUACAUGGAGAGGCUACAAGACAAUCUGUGAUUGGUGGGAAACAGACCGCCAGAGGUGAAGGGGGGGUUGAGUGCAGGAGAGGAAGAUGGACAAUGAGUACAACUCACCUGUAAUGCCUUUGCAAUGGAUGAAGGGAGGGAGAAUGGAAGGAAAAUGAAAGCAAAGAAGUGAUAAGAGGGCAGAUUGGUUGAGUACAGAGACGACAAAAAAUAGGACAGAUAAGGGAGAAAAAACAGGAAAUGGAAUGUAAAAAGUGGAGAGAGCUUUACAAUUCUUUACUGAAAGGAAAAUAGAACAGACGGUGUAGGAACUAUUUAAAUUUAGUUUCCUACUGAAAGCACUGUCUUCACUAAUCCACGCUGAAAUGGUAGCAAACAUAAAAUAACAUUA
Myripristis murdjan (pinecone soldierfish) is the source of this 4197-nucleotide messenger RNA. Its product is annotated as transmembrane protein 132C. The record is from RefSeq and is a predicted model, not a curated record. NCBI's taxonomy places the organism in Eukaryota, Metazoa, Chordata, Actinopteri, Holocentriformes, Holocentridae. The transcript is spliced from 19 exons. The coding region runs from base 1 to 3837 and encodes 1278 amino acids.